Naegleria fowleri is the source of this 1434-nucleotide messenger RNA. RefSeq lists its product as uncharacterized. Lineage: Eukaryota; Heterolobosea; Eutetramitea; Acrasida; Naegleriidae. The record is from RefSeq and is a predicted model, not a curated record. The transcript has 2 exons. Bases 1 to 1434 code for a protein of 477 amino acids.
AUGUCACCUCCCUCUGAAAUUCAUCAAUCCUCAUCCAUCGAAUUACAAGAAGCAAAUCACACCUCUGCCAUCCAUUCACCACAACAAUCACUACCCUCACAACCAUCAUCACCACAACCACAACAACAACCAUCUUCCACUUCUCCUCCUCGACAACAUGAUCAUUCCAUUCCAUCGGCGAAAAACAUCUCCGUUUUCUCCUCUCCGCUCCGAAUUCGGACUUGCUUUGGUGUGGUGGAAUUGUCAUGGAUGCGCCUUCUUUCCUUACUCUCUCUCGUGGUGAAUGUGGUGGCAUUUAUCAUCUUGUUGGCACUUAUUAUUUGGAGUUACGCUGCAUUUCAAGAUUUGGAUACUUCCACCAUUGAAUAUACUGUGAUGGCAAGAUUGUAUCGAGAACGAUUGUCCUAUAGUUCGAAAACAGCUGCUCUCUAUUCGGCAUGCUUGGCCUCGUUGAAUGUUUCGGUCGUGACACCUCCGACAUCGGGAACCACAUCGGGAUCCGGAACCGGAACCGGAACCGGGCCUUGCCGAAAGAGAUGUAGGGGUAGAUCAACCGCAGAACAACUCGGAAUCCAAGCCACGAAUACUUCUCAACUUUCGACAACACAGGCGGCCAAUUACGACUUGUACGUCUCUCAAGAGGCCUACACCUUUUACAACACCACUCUCCUCUACAAUCAAACCAUUUCGAAAUUACUUUCGGACUUGAGUGAUCACGAAAUUCAAGCGCUUAAUUUAACUCGACUCGAUUCGAUCGAUUCCUCCAUUCAGUUCGAAGCUCAAGCGGUCAAUCUUGCACUCAAACACAACGGAACGCAAGCCCUCAAAGUUCUAUUUUCAGAUCCGACCUAUCAGACCAAACAAGCUCAAUUUUUACAACAAGUGUUGGACCCAGUUGCGUUUUAUGUGAGUGACAAACAAAAUUCGAUUGCAUUUGUGUUAAAAGUUCAGACCGUGGUGAGUUUGGUGGUGAUUUUGGCAGCUGUGAGUAUUGUGAUUCCAGUGGUGAUUGCAACGUUGGUGUGUGCUUUGAAUCGAGAUGCCAUUCAACUUGAGAGAUUGAGAAAGGCGAAUGCGUUGAUGGCUAUUGAUACCAUGAGGGAUCCUCAAUUGAGAAAGUAUUUAAUGUCCUACGAAAAGAAAAAGUUCGAAUUGGCAAAGGAAAUAUACAAUGAAUUUUUGGACAUGAACGGAAGCAUGACUGUCAACCUGUCAAAGAAAAAGACUGACGUUAUUAAGCAUAAAAUUGAGGAAUGUGCAAACAGCGCCUUUCCCUUGUUGGAGGAUGAUCUAUUUGAUAGUAUCGAACGUGAAAUUGCUCAAUUAAUGUUGGACACUCAUCGAAGAUUUAAGGAAAGUCUUGCAUUCAAAAAGCAAAUGAAAAUUGAUAAUAUCAAUACACGAAUCAAGAAUGCUGCCUCACAGACAAAAUAA